Bombina bombina (fire-bellied toad) is the source of this 2777-nucleotide messenger RNA. RefSeq names its product mitogen-activated protein kinase kinase kinase 7 (gene MAP3K7). Gene Ontology annotation, biological process: positive regulation of canonical NF-kappaB signal transduction; JNK cascade; protein phosphorylation. NCBI's taxonomy places the organism in Eukaryota, Metazoa, Chordata, Amphibia, Anura, Bombinatoridae. Gene Ontology annotation, molecular function: MAP kinase kinase kinase activity; ATP binding; magnesium ion binding. The transcript has 17 exons. The record is from RefSeq and is a predicted model, not a curated record. The coding region runs from base 260 to 2095 and encodes 611 amino acids.
CGUUUCACCGCCACUCUGCUCUCGGCCUGCUCUACCUCCGCCGCUACAUGUAUGGUCGGAUGCAGAGAGAGCCAGGGCAACGGUUGCCGCAGCAUUCAUUAUUUUCUUCCAUACCCAAAGAAAGCUGGGCUUCCAGCAAGCACUCAGGAGCUGGUUAUCGCCGGGCCGGGGCCGCCCGGACAUCUUGUCACUAUAGUGGCUCCGGACCUGUCUGCACUUAGUGUGCAAGCCCGGUGCCCCUGAGCCGUGAGUGCACGGCAUGUCUACCGCUGACAUGAUUGAGACUCCGCCGGUGCUCAACUUUGAGGAGAUCGACUACAAGGAGAUUGAGGUGGAAGAGGUUGUUGGAAGAGGCACAUUUGGUGUUGUCUGCAAAGCAAAAUGGAGAGAGAAAGAUGUGGCUAUCAAACAAAUAGAAAGUGAAUCAGAAAGGAAGGCAUUUAUUGUUGAGCUAAGACAGUUGUCACGUGUGAACCAUCCAAAUAUUGUGAAGUUGUACGGAGCCUGUCUAAAUCCAGUAUGUCUAGUUAUGGAAUAUGCAGAAGGAGGUUCAUUAUACAAUGUUCUGCACGGUGCUGAACCACUGCCUUACUACACAGCUGCCCAUGCAAUGAGCUGGUGUUUACAAUGUUCCCAAGGAGUAGCAUAUCUACACAGCAUGAAACCAAAGGCUCUCAUUCACAGGGACCUUAAGCCACCAAACUUGUUGCUGGUUGCUGGAGGCACUGUUUUAAAGAUCUGUGACUUUGGUACAGCGUGUGAUAUUCAGACUCACAUGACAAACAACAAAGGAAGUGCUGCUUGGAUGGCUCCAGAAGUAUUUGAAGGCAGCAACUACAGCGAGAAAUGUGAUGUGUUUAGUUGGGGUAUCAUCCUUUGGGAAGUAAUUACGAGGAGGAAACCUUUUGAUGAGAUUGGUGGGCCAGCAUUUCGUAUAAUGUGGGCUGUUCACAAUGGUACUCGGCCACCACUUAUUAAAAAUCUUCCUAAACCUAUUGAAAGCUUAAUGACUCGCUGCUGGUCAAAAGAUCCUCCUCAGCGGCCCUCAAUGGAGGAGAUUGUAAAAAUAAUGUUGCAUCUUAUGCAGUAUUUCCCUGGAGCCGAUGUGUCUUUACAGUAUCCUCAGUACUCUGAUGAGGGUCAGAGCAAUUCUGCCACUAGUACAGGUUCUUACAUUGAAUUGACAUCAACAAACACUAGCAACAAAAGUGACAUUAACAUUGAUCCAAAUGAUUUCCAACCAAGCAAUGACACAAUAAAACGAAUAGAGACUAAGUUGGCACAACACAUCAAAAAUCAAUCCAAGCAAUCAGGUGAACCUGGCCGACUGAGUCUGCCUCCUUCUCGAGGUAGCAGUGUAGAGAGUCUGACUGACCCUCGCGGACGACCAUCAUCUACAUUAGGACCGUCUGAUGAUAAAAGAAUGAGUGCAGAUAUGUCAGAAUUAGAGCAGAGGAUAUCUGUGAGCACAGCCUAUCCAAAGCCUAUACGAGGUCACCGUAAAACUGCUUCAUUUGGUACUAUUCUGGAUGUCCCUGAGAUCAUCAUAACAGGAGGCAACGGGCAACAGAGGCGAAGAUCUGUCCAGGAUCUCAGUAUUGUUGGAACAGAAUCUAGUCAGGAAAGCAGAAAUAGUAGUAGAUCUUCUAGUCCAAGUGUGAGAAUGAUUACUACCUCAGGACCAACCCCCGACAAGCCUCCACGUGGCCUUCCAUGGGUCCCUGAUGAAUCAACAGAUACCAAUGGAUCUGAUAACUCAAUACCAAUGGCUUAUCUUACGCUGGAUCAUCAGUUGCAGCCUCUAGCACCCUGCCCAAACUCCAAAGAAUCUAUGGCAGUGUUUGAACAACACUGCAAAAUGGCACAGGAAUAUAUGAAAGUUCAAACAGAAAUCGCAUUAUUGUUACAAAGGAAACAAGAACUAAUAGCAGAACUGGACCAGGAUGAAAAAGAUCAGCAAAACACAUCUCGUCUUGUACAAGAACACAAAAAGCUUUUAGAGGAAAACAAAAGCCUUUCAACAUAUUAUCAGCAAUGCAAAAAGCAGUUGGAUGUCAUUAGAAGUCAACAACAAAAACGACAAGGUACCUCUUGAUUCCUUGGGACUUCUUGGCAGGGUGCAAUGAAUGACGUUUUACAAACUUUCAUCCCUUGCUGUGAACAUGGUGAUGGAUAUAUUCAUUUUUUAAGACCUUAAAGCUGCUACAUAACAGCAUGGAUGAGGACAUGCCAUAGCCUCUUGCUAUAUGAAUGUGUCAUGCUGGUGAAAACGUCUGACGUGGAAUGCUUGUCCGUUGAGAAACAUUAUCCUUUGGAGAUCUAAGUGAAGAGUUGUUCAUUUAAAUGGACUUGCAACAGCUUUUUUUCCAGAAGAAUUAUCCUACUGGACACUGUAUGACUGUAAAAUGCUUAUACUAUGAAAACAUCUUUCAUAUGCAAUAUCAAAUUGUGAAUGGCUUAAACCAUAAACCUUUAUAAAUGUUGUGAAUUUUAUUUUUUCCGUUCUUUUUCAGAGCUACUGCUUUUAAAAAUUUUAUGGACAAUAUAUCACCUCAAGUUUAAAGCAGACUUACUAAUAUUUUUUUGAAAGGAUAUCUUUCAUUUAUGAGGAUCUCAUACAGUAUGUUGUCUCAAUGAGAUAUAUAUCUCACGGACUGCUGAGAUACUUUUACCAUUAGUGUUCUGGGAAAAUAAGAUGGAUUCAAAGUUCUGUACAAAUAUAUAUAUAAUUGCUUGAAUUGAAACAUUUAAUAAAAUCCAGGUUUAUUAUGAAAAAA